Messenger RNA from Phasianus colchicus (ring-necked pheasant), 12281 nucleotides. The record is from RefSeq and is a predicted model, not a curated record. NCBI's taxonomy places the organism in Eukaryota, Metazoa, Chordata, Aves, Galliformes, Phasianidae.
GCACGGCGCGGGCGGCGGCACCGGGCGCUGCGGGGGGAAAGGGCCGGGGGUCGGUGCGCGUCGUCACCUGAGGCUGGGACGCGGGCCGGCGUUGGUCGGGCGGAUGAAACGGCAGCGCCUUGCGGGAGGGCGUGCGGGGGAUGAGCGCUCGGUGCGCUCGUCGAGGAGGAGCUGGUCCCGGGAUUGAAGGGAGGGAGAGUUUCCGCGCCGCGGCCGUCGCACCGAGCACCCGGGGCUGUCGGGUUGGAGCGGGACCUGCCCCGGUCCGGUGCCUGCGCUGCGGGGAACGUGCGGCGUGGUGCUGCCCGUCGGUGCCGAGCGCUGCCCCGGGGCUGUGCAGCAGCAGGUGGAGGCGUGGGGAAGCACACACGGGUCCCGGCCUUGGUUGGUGCCGCAGCAGUGCUAAUGAUGCCGGGGAUGUGGCUCUGCAGUCGCUGUGUGUGCUGCUCGGGGUCAGCGCCAGAGAGACGCGAGGGUCAGGAGUUCCCUUUCCCAAUGGAAAAGGAUGGGAUGGUGUUUCUGCAGUAGAAAUGUGAUGUGACGAGUUCAGCUCUGGGGAUGCAGCACGCAGUGUCGUUGCUGAGUACAUUGCCUGGCAUCACAGGAGAGGACAGGGACAGCCUGCCCUUGCAGCUCACCCAGCCCACCUGCCCCGCAGUGCUGGCUCUGAAGGAGGCUGCUUCUGCAGAAGGAGUGUGGUCAAACACACGUGGUGCCAGGGCCCAGAGGACCUCAUUGAUGGGCAAAGGGGAAAGCUGUGCAGGCUGCUGGGAGGAUGUCCCACCUGUGAUAGAUGUAUACUGGGCAGUGCUCCCCGCCACAUUAUGAGCACUGAGGGCUGUAGGACUCCAUCGUGGGGAGGUGACGGUGUGCUGCUAAGCCCAUACUGGGGCUUAGAAGAGAUGAGCCCAGACACAGCACAGGAUGUGCAUGGAGAGGUUCCUAUCCAUGACACCUGAUGGAGGCCCGCUGCCCCGAUGCCUGGCAUGCCCCACUUUGCAUAGGUUUCCCCACUGAGGCAGAGCUGUGCCGCUUCUUUUACCCCCUCACAGGUGCCUUCUAUGGUAGUGGUGGAGGUGCCUGCUGCUUUACUUUCAGUGUGUGUAAUGAAUGGCUGUUGGCACUUGGAUUGCUCUUUGCUAAUGUAAACCUUCUCCGAACUCUUCUGCUCAUCACCAGAGCCUCUGGAUCCCUUUAAGGCUGUAGCUGCGCAGGGAGGGCAUGGAGUUUUGGUGGACGAGGGGCCUCUGACCCAGUCCCCAGCCUCUCCGUGCUCUCUGGCAGCUACUCCAGGCUGUGCCGAUGGAGAGCUAUGGAUGUGCUUGUGAUUUGGGGAUGCUCCAUGCCAUGAGCCUUUGCUCCAGCUGGGCUGUGCUUGCUACUCCUCAUUAAUAACUCUUCUCUGACCUUUCGUGCCACGAGAAUUUCAAUCUUGCACCAUAUCUGUGGUCUAAAUCCAGUGAAGCCAGCAGAGAUGUGUCAGGGAUAAACUUGGCUCCAGCUCACCCACAAGAAUGGGAAGGCAUUGGACUGGGAGGGAGGGAGCCAGGCUCAUUCCUGACCUGCUGCCUGAGCCCCACAUGCAGCCUGGUGAAGGGGGCGAGGAGCUCUGGGGCCAGCUGUUAGCACCAGGCAAGUGCCGAGCUCUCCCCCGCAUUGCAGCCAUUCCUUCCGCUGGAAGCUGAGCUGCCUGGCGGCGGGGUCCUGUUUAUAGCCCAGGGAAUGGGGAUGAGCUGUCCCUGGGCUGCCCCAGUGCAGGCAGGCAGUGUGUUAUUGCCCCAUGCAGCGUUGGGGCUGCUGGGAAGGGUGGGAAGCAGUGGGUUCAUGCUGUGUUAGCACCUUCCAGGCAGUGAUAGGGAUUCCUAUCGCAUGGGACUGUCUGGAAACCUGCCUCUUUCCAAUGCUUGCUCUUGACCUGGAAGUGCUGUUUUCCGGCGGAAAUGUGCUGAGCUGCAUGCUGACGUGCCCUGUGCUACACAGCAUACACCAAAAUGCUGCCUGCAGGAGGGCCGGCACUCCUUAUCCCAUCCCAGGAAAGCUUUGUAUGAGGUUUUGAAGUUGUCUCAUCCUGAACAGUUGGAGGGCUUUGUAGAGGAGAACAGGGAGUGAAAGCUGGGCUCGGCCCAGUGUUUGCCUGUUGUUCUGUGGCCAAGUUGCUUGCUGGGACACAAGAUAAGAGUUUUGCAAAGUGGAGGCUUGAAGUGGUUUCUGACAUCCCAGACUCACAUCCUAAUCCUUUAACUCUUCCCUACACCAGUCCAGUCUGGCACAGAUAAAGGAACGAGUAUCUCCUCCUGUGUGGAAGGAACCUUUUUCCCAUGUAAAUUAAUGGCAAAACUGCACGUUCUACAUACAUUCUGUAUGGAAUAUCCUUCUCCCAGGACAGGCAGCUUGGUCAGAAAAAUCCCCGAGGAGCUCUGCAUUGUCCCUGCCUCACACACCAGCCCUGGGAUGAAUAGUGCUGGGCCCUGCCACCCGCAGCCCGGGCACUGCCAUGGCCAACAACACCCGGCUGUCAUCACCCCCAGCUGCCAAAAGCAGUGGCAUUCAGCGAGCUCCAGUCCCUCUGUGCUAAUGAUCUGCAGCCUCUGUGGUGGGGAAGGAUGAAAAUCUCUGAUUUGGUGGUCCCACCCUAUGGAACCUGCCUCGGAUUCUUCAGCCCCUUCGAUUUUUAACUGAUAACGCCUCUCAUCUCAUCAAAGGAGGGCUUUUGGCAGGCAGGGGAAAACACUGGCAUUUCGUAACAGUUUGGAAUGAGCACAGAUCUGGGAGGAGUUUCUAUGUUCAAAAAUUUUUUUUUUUUUUUUUGAAGUGGGUUUUGCCUGCAUGUGAUCCUGGAAGCGAUAGGAGCAAGGUCUGGGCGCCGCUGUGUGCUCUGAUUACUGGCAAUUAGCAGGAGAGCUCCGGGGAGGUGUAUGAGGAGCAGCCCAAGCAGUGGCUGUGGUUUUCUCCUGGGUGCUUUUGAACAUUUGACCCACCAGACUCGCUGAUGGCAGAGCAGCCCAUUUGUGUCUCAUUGUCCGGCAGGUUCAGCCUCCCGUUUGACACAAUGCCAGUGUCAUCUUAUGCUUUGGGAAACUGAGGUUGUACAGGGCAGAGCCAGGAGUAGGAGAUGUGUAGGAACAGGUUUGAUAGCUGGCUUUUGUAUGCCAAAGCUAAAAGCAGAUAGGGUGAACCAGUCCCGGCACCAUUGGAGACAUCAGCACUUUCUGGGCGAUCACACCAUCCCGUGUGCUUGGGCUUGGCUUUCCUACCAUGCAGCACUGGCUGUCCUGCCUCCACUCUUGCCCUGAAGGGGUUAAGUGGGUAGGAAAUGCUGCAGGCUGGUGGCCUUGCCGCUGCACCUGAUGCUCACCAAUGGAAGGAAACGGAAGGGCUGUUCUCAGCUGAGCAAACACGCUUAUCCUGCCCUUGAGGAUGCUACGGCAGUACAGCUCUGGCCCCCAAAGUGCAGAGACCCUAUGGGUGCCCCCACUGUGUCCAUCCCACAGGGCUGGGCAGGGCUGGCUCUGUGGUACUGACUUCAUAGCAAUUUUGCCCCUAUGGGAUUUUUCUAUCCCUGCUGGUUUUUACUCCUUCCACCACCUCCAGAAGGAGGUGUCCCCAUCACGCAGCAUGGCUGGAUGUAUUCAGAGAAGCAGAGCUGGCUCUGGCUGAUUCCUCACCCAUCCUGUUCCUGCAGCUCCUCUGCCCCCCCAGCCUGCCCCCUUCUAGGGGAAAGUCCUGUGUCCUCCUGUACAUGAUGGUCCCAUGGCACUUUUCCUAUAAGAAGCACAUCUGCUGUAUGGAGCUUUGGGGAAAGGUGAUGCCUGGGACACAGAAAGCUUCCAUCCAUCCGUAGGACUGGGAUGCCCAUUUGGGAGGUGCCUGCUGUGUCCCCUGCACACAGGGUGUGCACCAGGCAGUGCCUCAGCCAUCCUCUGCUGCUCUGCCCCACUGCUGGGGCCUCUCCUGGUGUGGGGGCACAGCAGCAUCCUGCUGUCUCUGCUGCUGCAGGGCUGGUUUUGAAGAGGCCAAUGCCAAAAUUUUACUUGGAAAUAGCAGAGUUUAUUCUGGGUUCUGGCUAAUCCUAACAUCUCUCCUCAGCCUGAAGCUUGUUUUUAUACAUUGCUCAGCAGGUCUUGCCCCUGCCCGACUAUUCCUUUAAAAGGGCAUCUCAAACCUCUCUUUUCCUUUCAUUACUUAAACACGUUCUCAGCCAGCAGCUCUUAUCAACCCAGCCCCACUCCCUUCUCCCAGGCUCCCUGCAGAGCAUCACACCGAUUGCUGAAAUGUCACCCCCUGAGUGCAGCCCUGUGUGCUCACAGAGCUGUGUCCUUGGCACUGAGCUGUGCCUGGGCUCAGGGGAUCCUCACCCAGAGGCUUCGCUGUGUCCCUGUACCUUUGUUUGCUCAUCUUCUUGCUUCACUCAGCAGUAAAAGAAGGUGAUGCACAAAACUCUGGGGUCAGGGCAGCUGCAGCCUCAUCGUUUCAGAGGGGAAAAGUUUGCUUUGGGUGAGCUAAAACAAACCUCCACAAUCUUCUCCAGGAGAUGGAGAAAUGUCAGCACAGAGGGGGCAGCCCCUGGGUAGCAUCCCCAGCAUGGGGCACCAAAGGGCUCCUUAUCUGCCUCGGUCACGGGAGGUGGUUGGGGGUGAUUCAAUCAUUCCCCUGUUAAUUAUUACCCAUGCAGCUCAGAUUCAUGGAGCCGUUCUGCUGUGGUGCAAGCGCUCUGCUGAUCACAUAACAGGCAGGGCAUGGGCCUGAGGGGGCUGAGAGAGGGGGCUCAGGCAGAGCAUGUCUGGAGCAUGAUCUGAGCUCCCCCUGGGCCAGGCUCACGGCUCAGCUGCUGGCUUCUGGGGUCACUGAGAGCAGGGCUGCCAGAUAAGGAUUUCAGCAGAGCUAUUUAUAUCAAGGAGGGAGCCGCUGCUGGCACAUAGCUGGACCAGGCACAGGGCCCUUCUCUCAAGCCGUGCUGAAAACAGCAGCAGCAAACGUGUGCUGGUGGUCAGCACAGCCCUGAGUGCCUGGGGUGCACGUUUCAAAGGGUAAAGCAUUCUCUGGCUGCUUUGUCUCCCCGAUGUUUCUUUCUCCCCUGGUCCCAGUGCUGGAGCAGGGCAGAGGGCAGCAAGCUGUGGGCUCCUUGCUGUAAGAUGAGAAUGCAGUGGUCGCUUUGCCUGUGGGAACCUCCUGUUCCCUUGAGCAAGCAUGCUGCACGUUCAGCUCCCAGGGCUGAUUUUUCCAAGGCUAUCAGCUGAGGAUACUAAAUACUGCAGAGUUGUAUUGAUGAACUCCCCAGAAGAUGUGUGCCCCUGCCUUGCCCAAUGCAGCCUGGCCGCACAGGGUGCUGCAGGUCCUGCAGGUCCCUGCUGCCUGCGGUGCAAUGGGCACUCAGGAGGUGUGAGCCAACUGUGCUCCUCAGUGCUGGGGGUGCUGCAACCCCCGAGCUGGGGACACCUGCCCUAAGGUGGGGUUAAUGGCUGUGGGGGUGGUUGGAGAGGGGGCUGGGGGGCACACAGGAGGAGCCCGAAGCGCUCAGGCUCUGGCUGCCAGAGCUGGAAGUGGAGACACUGCCCCCACCCACCCCUCUCAAGGGGCCCUUGUUCACAAGGAGGAGAUGAUUCAUGGGCAUCAAGCGGCCCCUGAGCAAAUCUUCCACUGUUAUGGGAUAUUUCCAGAGCAUGAGUGUGAUAAUUAAUGGCUUGCUUUUCUCUUAAACCCUCUGUGCUGCAGCGUGCCAAGUUGCUGGGUACGCACUCAGGAGGGGACUUUCCAGGCUCUCCUUGCUGCCAGCCCAGUGCAGCUCACCCUGUGCCCACCGGGGCUGAGAUGCUGCAGGGCCUCAGGCAGUAUGGAUGUGGAGGAACAAUGGUGGGAGCCGUGCGCCUGCCUCCUGCCCUGUGGGAAUGUGAGAAACAGUCCUGUGGGAAUGGGAAUGGAAUGGCCCCCCAGCACUGGGCUGGGAGGCUCCAGCCUUCCUUCCCUCGGAGCUGCUCUGAGUGCUCAGUGCCACUGUCCUCAGGUGCUGCAGUGGCCCCCUCCCCUCCUGCAUCCCACCCUAUUUCUGGCAUCCCAGGAGCUAUAAACAUCUGUUUACUGCCUGUGGCGACUCCAAGCAGUGCACCUCCGCAGGCAGAGCAUCCUGGGGCCCUGCCCACGCCAACAGGAAGGAUUUAUUUUUGCUCAGUUUUUAUUUUAGCUACAAACAAUGGCCGUCACUCCCAGCAUCCGAUUUCCCCCGGCCCCCCUCGCCCUCGGCCUCCACCUGGUGUGGGAGGAAGCGGGGCCUGGAGGGGACAAGGGAGCCACAGGCUGAGUCCCUGCAGCGAUGUUGCAGUGCUGCUCCCUGGAACUGUUCCCCCUCCUCAGGGCUCCCUUGGGCUGUGGCUGCCAACCAGCUCUGCUUUGCAGCCACACGUGCAUGGUCUUAUCUCUGUCUCUGUGACAGACAGUCCAUGCACACGGAAACUGCUGUGUUAGCUUGGCUGGAGACGCUUCUUCCCCUUCCUUCUUCUCCUCUUCCUCCUCCACUUCCCUGCAGGUUGCUGAAGCAAGAGCUGCUGCUUGCUCCUGUGACCGAGAAGAGGCUGAGGAGAGGGGACAUGCUCUGCAGCUGCGCCCAGAGCCUUAUCUCCAAUCCAGAGGACACGGGUUCCCAAGGGGAAUGUGUUCACAGAGUCUAAGAAUAGAGCUGGCCUGGGCAUGAGGUGGGGAGUGCUGUGGGGUGCUGCUGUGGAGAGGGGAAUCCUGCUUGCUGCUGUUUGUGGGGUGUACUGGGAUGCAGAGCAAGCACUGCCUGCUGACCUGAGCAGCAGCAGCAUCCUGGUGGUGGUUUGAGCUUCAUUCUUGGUGCUGGUCUCCAGACCUCCUGUCCCAGGAGUGCUGACCUGUGUCUUAUCCAGCCCAGCUUAGCACAUGCUAAAGCCAUCUGCCUCCAUAGCUCCCAACCCUCUCAGGCACAGGGACCUCUGACAUCUUCCCAUCCCUGCUGCAGUAGACGUGGAGAUCAGCGCAUCUCCAUUGCAAGGCUCCCUGUCCUAGGAUGCCUGCACCCAGCACAGAGAAGUGAUCUCAUGGUGUUUGGGCUGCAGGAGAAACUCCAGCAGCACCCAGCAGGUGGGACCCUGUGUCUGCACUGCUGCUUGGCAGCAGGGAACACGGGCUGGGCUCUCUGCGGCCGGUGCCCUGCUCGCCCAAGGGUGGGCUGUGCGCUGGCACCAGACACUGAGCCCGUCUGUGCCAUCCGUACAGUGACCCAUGGGCAGUCUCCCCUGGCUUCCUGCAGCCGCCUCAUUAACCUCCUGUGGGCUGGGAGCUGAACAAGUGCAGGAAAUUAAUUUCUUCUCUCCCUCCGCUCCCCCAGGCGCAGGCUCGGCUCUGUGCACCCGCUGCAAAUCAAGGCCCCUUUGAGCAGCUCACCCCCCCUCGGCUCCGGGGGCAGCUGUAACAAGGGAGAUGCAGGGGACAGCUCAGCUGGGGAGGAACAAAGGAGCCUUCAGUGCUCUGCUUUGAGCACUCGUUUGCCAAGGCGCUGCCUGCUCUGUGGCCCUUUGGCCCUCGGUUGGUCUGGUGCCCUGACAGAGGUCUGAGAGCUGUGAUGGGAGAUGUCCUGGGGGAUGCACCAUGGGCUGCAGUGUGCUGUGAGAAGGGGGCACAGGGCAUGGUCCUUAUCUGCUGAGCUGGGGCAGGGAGUGGGUAAGUGUCUCCCCAGGCGCUGGUGGGACAUCUUGCUUUUCUUCUCAGCUGCUUCCUCACUAGCCCAGCACUCUGCCAAGCCCUGCAGCUGGUUCCUGGCUGGCCAGAGGAGGAUGUCUCACCUGGCAGUGUGUUUCCACCAUUUCCAUUCUGCAUGCAUCCUGGGAAUGUCUGCCUCUCUCCCCUCGCUGGAAGGGGAGAACAGUGGGAGCUGAGCACCCAACCACCUAUGUGCUGUGUGCUGCUUUUCCAGCUCCAAAGCUCAAGCAGGAGCCAUGGUCCCACUGUACUGCCCUCUCCUUCUCCAUGGGCUGAGAGAUGCUGACCACUCACUGGUGCUCACUGCCCUCCUUGGGGUCUGCCUGUGGGAGACGGGCACUGGCAAAGUCAUGCUGAAGGGCUGUGCUGGUGUUUGGCUUGGCGCUGGGGAGGAGGAGGAAGCAGAAGGUCUGUGGAGAUAGAAGACCAUCGGCAGAGGCAGCAGGAUGUGAGCUGCAUCCUGCCCUGCGUCCUGGGGAGCGGUGCUUUGGAGCCAGGCAUGCUGUCCUUUUGCAUGGGGGGAUUGCCUUGGCUGGGCACUGAUCAGCAUCAGCUGGCUCACGUUGGGCUCCCCUUUGGCUGAGGGAUGUUUCGCUCACCCUGGGAAACAUGCCCUCACUGCUGCCUGGCUCUGCACUGCCUGCAGCUCUGAGGCAAACAGUCCUUCCUCCGAGCACCACUGCUCUGUCCCUGCAGAGAAGUGAUGGUCCAGCAGUGCACCCAGUGUCUGUGUGCUCUGUCCAUGAGGCAUGCACUCUGCUUUCCAAACACCCCAUCACUCAGCACGUCCCAGCUGCCACUGCGGUCCCCUCUGGCCUCUCCCCUGUCCCUGCAGACCCACAGCCAGCUGCGGGGCCACCCCAGCUGUGCUCUGAUGAUGUUCAGUUGCUGCCAAGAUCUCGCUCACACUUGCAUUGAAAGAAACAGUUGUUUUUUUCCCCUGACUUUGAUAGCCUCCAGAGCCACAGAUUUGUUGGUGUUCUGAGCUGGGCUGUCUAGGCCCUGGAUGCUGCAGGUGCUUCCCACAUGACACAGGAGCUGGGGUUUGUCUCCAGCUCUGUUUUGCUCAGCAGAAAUCAGGAGAACAGCCUGAGAGCUGCACGCUGGAGCAGCUGAGGAGCCCAUCCCUGCUUUGUUCUGGGGCUCUGGUUACCAGCAGGGCUCUGUCUCAGACCAUGGGCUGAGCAGGGCUGGAGGUGCUCUGCAGGCAAGACAGGCACACUGAGGGAUGCUCAGGGCCCUGUAGUCCAUCAGGGGCUGAGCAGAGCUGCUUCCCAGCACUGUGACUGCAGCAGGGGUGCUGUAUGGCAAUGCCUUCCCUUCCCUCCUCACCAGCAUGCCAAAUACUGCCUGAAGGGAUUAAUUUUUUCUGUAAGCCUGCUCUGAAAUUCAAGCACGUGGAGUUGUGUUACACAUGGGUGCAGCCUUGCAGCAGCACACAGCAGCUGUGCUACACUGUAGGUGGGAUAGAGGUGUACUGUUAUCUGCAUGGAAAUAUUCACGUGCUGAGCCCUUUGAUAGCAGUCCAGCAAGCUUGCAGAGCUCAAGUUUCCACCCACAGGCUGCAUCCCAGCGUCUGCGUGCCGGUGUGUGCAGAAGGAGCACGUGUGCACUUGGCAAACAGCCCUGAGCUCUCAGCCCCACGGGGGUCUUCCAUGUGUCACAGCCCUUUCUGCCUUCUCUGAAUCUUUUUGCACAUUUAUUUCAGCACCUCUGGUGUUGCCCCUGUGCUUUUCAUGCCUAGCUGUGAUUAGGGGGAGAAUGUCCUCAAGGCAAAGGUUGAUUCAGUUCCUGAGCUUGUCACAGUUUUGAGCCAAAAGUUGAAUCAAAAUGUGCAAGAGUGCUGGGCUGGCUUGGAAAGUGCCCCAUGCCUCCCAUGUGCCCUUGUUGUUCCAGCUGCCUCUUCUGCUGAGCCUCUGCUCUGCGUGCUCUUCCUCACAUGCAGAGGGGCUGUGGGUGAAGCCCAGAAUCCUGACAUCGCUACAUUCAUGGGCUUUUCUCUGCUUCCCCCAGUGCUGGACCAGCUCCUGCCAGAGCUCAGCAUCCUGCUCAAGCUGCUGGACCACGAGUACCUGAGUGCCACGGCCCAGGAAAAGAAGGUAGCUGUGUCCUCCAUCCUGCAGAAGCUGCAGCCGCCCACAGGGAAGGACACAGACUUCAUGUAUGUGAACACGGCCUCCCUGAGCAAUGGCACCAGCUUUGUGGAGUCUCUCUUUGAGGAGUUUGACUGUGACCUGCGGGAUCUCCGGGACAUGCAGGAGGAUGAUGGGGAUACUGGUGACAGCAUCAGUGUGGAGCUUGCGAGGAGCCAGCCAGCAAAGAGCGUUCCUGCAGACCCCCCUCCACCUCUGCCCACCACCCCCCCACCUGAGGAUUACUAUGAGGAAGCGCUGCCUCUGGGCCCGGGCAAGGCCCCCGAGUACAUCACCUCCCGCAACAGCUCCAGCCCCCCCAACUCUAUCAUGGAUGGCUACUAUGAGGACGCAGACAGCAACUACCCCGUCACCAGGAUGAACGGGGAGCAGAAGAACUCUUACAACGACUCAGAUGCCAUGAGCAGCUCCUAUGAAUCUUAUGACGAAGAGGAGGAGGAGGGGAAAGGCCAGCAGCUGACACACCAGUGGCCAUCAGAAGAAGCCUCCAUGAACCUGGUGAAGGACUGUAGGAUUUGCGCUUUCCUGUUGCGCAAGAAGCGCUUCGGGCAGUGGGCCAAGCAGCUCACCAUCAUACGGGAUGGCAAACUGCUGUGCUACAAAAGCUCCAAGGACCGGCAGCCACAUGUGGAAGUGUCCCUGAGCACCUGCAAUGUCAUCUAUGUCCCCAAGGAUGGGCGACGCAAGAAGCACGAGCUGCGCUUCUCACUGCCUGGGGCUGAGGCACUGGUGCUGGCUGUGCAGAGCAAGGAGCAGGCUGAAGAAUGGCUGAAGGUGAUAAAGGAAGCAAGCACUGCAGGAACGAGUGGGAUGGAAGUCCCCACGUCCCCAGUGAUGCCCUGCAAGAUGGACCUGGAUAAGAGGCUGUCACAGGAGAAGCACACCUCUGACUCAGACAGUGUGGCGACGGGUGAGACCUGCUCCCCCAUGGCCCGCAGGGAGCUCUGUGAGAACGGGAAAGCCAAGAAGAGUGGCUUGGCUGACCUGAAGGGCUCAAUGAGCCGGGCAGCAGGGAAGAAGAUCACCAGGAUCAUCAGCUUCUCCAAGAAGAAGCCUUCCCCUGAGGAUACGCAGACCUCCUCCACCGAGGAGGAUAUCCCAUGCUGCGGCUACCUGAGCGUCCUGGUCAACCAGUGCUGGAAGGAACGUUGGUGCCGCCUCAAGGCCAACACCCUCUACUUCCACAAGGACCGCACCGACCUGCGCACCCACGUCAAUGCCAUCAACCUCCGGGGCUGUGAGGUGGUCCCAGGACUGGGCCCCAAACACCCCUUUGCAUUCCGUAUCCUGCGCAGUGGGCAGGAGGUGGCCGCUCUAGAGGCAAGCUGCUCAGAAGACCUGGGCCGCUGGUUGGGCCUUCUCUUGGUGGUGACGGGCUCCCAAACUGCACCGGAGGCCUUGCACUAUGACUACGUGGAUGUGGAGACCAUUGCUAACAUUGUGACAGCUGUGAGGCACUCCUACCUGUGGGCCAGCAGCUCCCAGGACAGCCAGCCCGACUCCUCCCGCGUGGUGUAUGAUGAUGUCCCCUACGAGAAGGUUCAGGCUGAGGAGGAGUCGGGACGGCCAGCAGGAGCCCAGGUGAAGCGCCAUGCCUCCUCCUGCAGCGAGAAGUCACGGCGAAUUGACCCGCAGGUCAAAGUGAAGAGACACGCAUCGAAUGCCAACCAGUACAGGUAUGGGAAGAACCGGGCUGAGGAGGAUGCCAGGCGGUUUCUAACAGAGAAGGAUAAGCUGGAGAAGGAAAAAGCAGCAAUCCGCAGUGAGCUGGUGCUGCUGCGGAAAGAGAGGAGGGAGCUGCGGGAAGCCAUGAAAGGCAGCUCAGGAGUGAAGCUGCAGGACCUGGAGCAGCGUGUGGCUUUGCUGGAGGAGCAAUGCCGGCAGAAGGAGGAGCGCCGCGUCGACCUGGAGCUCCAGCUGAGCGAAGUGAAGGAGCAGCUGAAGCAGUCGUUGGCAGGAGGGCCGGCCCUGGGACUGGCUGUGACCAGCAAGGCUGAGAAUGGGGAAGCUACAAACAAGCCAAAUGGGAGCCCCCCUGAGCACUUGGUUCCUGUUAACAGUGCAGCUGAACUGAGAAAGAGAAGCCCCUCCAUCCUUCCUGCCAACAAGGGCAAUGUGCUGAGGAAGGCCAAGGAAUGGGAAAAGAAGCAGACUUAAACCAGGCAGUGGGAACAUCUGCCAGGCCCCACUGGACACUGUGGCCCACUGAGGAGCUACAAGGCCCCUUUCUCCCAGGGAUGGGGAGAAGUGCCCUCCCUUGCCCCUGCGCUACAGUGCCUGCCACAUGGGCAACACUAUGAACUGUGGGGAAGGGGGCGGGAGGGAAUUUACACAGUGGGGUGAGGUGCUGGAACAGGCUGCCCAGAGAAGCUGUGGAUGCCCCAUCUCUGGAGGCAUUCAGGGCCAGGUGGGAUG